ACAAUCCACCGCCAGAAUGUGAGUGCGACGUUGGUUGGCGCCUUUUGGUCAGUUGUGAGCGCGCUUUCGUCGAAGUAACACGCGGUUCCCAUUCAGUCGUCGCCAGUUCGAAUAAGCCGGGUGCCCCUUUUUUGUGAUCUGCUGGUACAGUGAUUAGAAAGGCAGGAUAUUCGUGAGCUCCUUGGUGUGAUUGAGGUUUAGUUCAAGUGCAAGAAAGCAUUCAUACCGACAAUUUGGUUAGACGAUCGAGAUCUGUCCAUUGAAAUGGUUUGAUUGAUUUGUGAACGAUGAAUAUGUCAGAUGCAGUCGUUGGGGGUGGCUGACAGCAGAGAUGACGGUAACGGUGGAUGCAGGAAUAAAGUGUGAUGCUGCAGAUGAUGAUGAUGCAUCAUGAUGGUGGUGGAUUUGCAAUGCAUCGGAAAGUGGGUUACAUUCGAUCAAAGAAGAUUCAGCACCUGGUCAAAUAGCAUUUCGAAAGCGUGUGAAGUGUUCGGUGAUUACGUUUUUUCAGUGGGCAACCGAUAUUACCACCAACAAGCGCGUUCGACAUGAGAUGCUCGGUAAAUUGAGUUUCAGUUUGUGUGGAAAUUCGAUUUGCUGGAUUUUAUCCGCGGUCCAUACCAGUACCGGAUUAGUGCAGCGUUCCAUGGAUGAAACCUUUAUGUCAGGGAAUGAAAAUUUGAGUUCCAGAAUUCGUCCAACCGUGAAAGUGCAUUUCUGGGGGAUUUGUCAUUCCACAAAAGUAAAAUUAAUCAUGUUGAUGAUUAUUCAAUUGUGUAUACACACAACAACACCACAUGAAGUGAAAGAUGUGUUAACUGAGUUGCGAUGAGAAGAAAUAUAAAUAAUGAAUAAUUAUCAGAUACCAAUGGAAGAGGAGCAUUAGUUGAACAUAUAAUAGGCAAAGAAGCUGUUGAUAAUUGAAGUGACAUAAUAAUUAAAAGUAGUGAAUGGAGCACACCUAAUUAUCAAAAAUGUAGUUAAAUGUGUUUGUGUUGCACCCACCGAUUCGCGACCAACGAGUGGUGGUAAUAAAGAUCCAUCCAAUACAAAACAACACGUCCCGGCGCAAUUGGUAACCCCACCUCGCAACGUUGUUCAGUUCGUUGUUGCAGUCGUUGCUGAAUUUAAGUGGAUGCAGUGAACAAAUAAAAAAAGAAACACCCAAAACACGAAUAUAUUCUCCGAAUCCGGAAUCCGGAGUUUGUGUGCCGUGUCGUCGUCGUCCUCGUCCUCGUCGUCGCCAGGGUAGCCCAUUGAAUGGAAAUAAUAGAUGAGGGCACUGUAGCGAAAAAUAAUCGUUUCCAGAAGCGAUCGUGAUAAUUUGGAAAACUGUUCUCGAAAGCGUGUUUCGAAUCCGGUGCACGGUUGCAAUUUGGAGUCCGGCUGAGAAUGUUUCCUAAAUAACCGAGACAAGAACGAUUCGUUUGAUUGAGAGCCCGCUUACCAUGUCACAUCAGAUGGUGAUUACUCGCACCGGCUAACAGGAAGCCCGGCCAAAACACGCCAAAUCGAUAUGCUGGAAAACGACCAACCCUUAUCCGAUUGGUGCACGGGGAACUAUUGGUCAACGGUACGCUAUUUGCUUUCCUGUGCGAACUACAACAACACAUGGACUUCCUACUGGGGGCCGGAUAUCAUCUGUGACUUUAACCAAUUCGCUCUUUCAUCGACCGACCAGUCGUCACCACCGAGCGCCACUCGCCACACGCUGAAAGGUGGCAGCACAAUUGGAGUCGCUGGAACCUCGGGCAGCUCUGCAGGCAACUCAUUUAUUGACCACAAUUCAGUGAUCCGGGUUGGCAUCCAGUGCUAUCAAAACUUCAAAUGCAUUUUGAAAAUGAUUACCCCAGGCAGCGACAAUCACGGCGCCAGAAAUCACUCCGUACCGGUAGACGUACGGUGGACCGAUGCAUUGUACGAGUGCAAUCCUUUGAUGUCAACCGACAAAGAGGACGACCUGUUGACGGAAUGCAUCACGAGCUACAAUACCACAAUCGUUGCGCGUAACGUCGUCAAACCAGUGUCGGAGCUGUUGCUCAAACUACCAAAGCUGUCACUGGAAAUAAUGGCCGGUCGGAGUGGUUUCUUGUCGAACGAUACGACGAUAGCGGGGCAGCCGUGCAUGCAGGACAUCACUCGGGUCAGUUACCACCAUUAUCAGCUGAUUUGCAACAACAGUGCCGGUCGGUUUACCUUCUACGAGAACGACCAGUUCGAUCUGUUCAAUUCGUCAUCGUCCGCUCUGCUGGAGCCCGUCCAGUGUCUGCUGAACGUGGAGUACGACGAUGUGAUCAACCAACUGACGGGAAUCGUGUUUGCCAACGGGACAACGGUGGCCAGCUCGCUGAUGACCUUCGGCACCCGGUACGAGUGGGGUUUCCUGUUUGUUAUUAUGCUCAUCUUCGCCGGCGGACUCGGCAACAUUUUAGUUUGCCUCGCCGUGGCCCUGGACCGUAAGCUGCAGAACGUUACGAACUACUUUUUGCUAUCGCUGGCGAUAGCCGAUCUACUGGUGAGCCUCUUUGUGAUGCCACUCGGAGCCAUACCCGGUUUUUUAGGAUACUGGCCGUUCGGUGUGACGUGGUGCAACAUCUACGUAACGUGUGACGUGUUGGCCUGCUCGGCAAGCAUCCUGCACAUGUGCUUCAUCAGCUUGGGGCGAUAUCUGGGCAUCCGCAAUCCACUUGGCAGCAGGCACCAUUCGACCAAACGCUUGACCGGCAUUAAGAUUGCUCUCGUGUGGCUGAUGGCCAUGUUGGUUUCGAGUUCGAUUACCGUUCUAGGUAUCAUCAACAAGAACAACAUAAUGCCCGGUCCUCAAGAGUGCGUUAUCAACAACCGGGCGUUCUUUGUGUUCGGCUCGCUGGUGGCCUUCUACAUCCCAAUGGUGAUGAUGGUCAUUACGUACGCGUUGACGGUACAGCUGCUGCGGAAGAAGGCACGUUUCCUGGAGCAGCAUCCGGAGGGGGAACUGUUUCGGAGACUAGGAGGUCGUUUGUCCAAAGCUAAGCACCACUCUGCCGGAAAUGGAGGAAAUAGCCCCGUGGGCUGUCAAAGCGAUGAUUCAAUGUGUUUAUCAAAGAAAAACCCUCUGGAACGGCGGAAAAACAGCAGCAAUAACCACAACGAUAGACUGCUUUCCUAUGGCGGAACGGCUCCUUGGCGGCUUCACGGUCUCAACACGGACAGGUUAGGUACCAUCUCGGCGUCGACACAGGCGGUCUCCACGGCGGGGACCUACAGCAACGGUGGCACCGAUCCAACUGGCGUGCUUUCUCCUUUGAAUAGCAGUGCCAGCAGCAUGGCCCGACGAGCGAAGUUCCAUCACAACCAUCACCUCCCACAGCUGCACAAUCAUCAUCAUCACCAUCAUCGCCAUUUCCAUCGGUCUGACCUGUCGGGGCAACCCGGUUCGGGCACCUGCGACCAGAGCACCCAAACGCCGGAAAAUAUCGAGAGGGAAACACGGCGGCAACGAUUCUGCUCCUUCCGGUUGAAUCUGAAUAGUGUGCCAACACCGAGCAUAAAUUUCAAAUUGAAAUUUCUGGCCGGCAAAAAAACUAACAACCUCUCGGCAAACGCCGUUGCAACGGAGCAGAAGGCCACCAAGGUUCUUGGUGUCGUGUUUUUCACAUUUGUGUUCUGCUGGGCUCCAUUUUUCAUCCUGAACAUCAUCUUCGCCGCUUGUCCCGAGCUGAAAGUACCUGAAAAAAUCGUCAACAUCUGCCUCUGGCUGGGCUACGUUUCAUCCACCAUCAACCCAAUUAUUUACACCAUCUUCAACAAAACGUUCCGGGCGGCGUUCAUCCGAUUGCUGCGGUGCCGCUGCGAGAGGUCCCGUCGCCCUUCCCGGUACCGGUCGGUGAACGACAGCCGUGGUACCAUCAGUUUGUGCACGCCGACGGCCCUUCCGAUGGCGAUUUCCCUGCAGGGGGCUCCCCUUUUGACGCCAUCCAGUACUCAGGUGACGCCGCUUAGUGAUUUUCGUGGAUCCUACGAAAUCACCGACGACGAUUGUUAGAUACUGGUCGCUCUCUCCGCGUGGGCGGCUGGUCAAAUUUUGUAUGGAGGGAGCGAUCUGCACGCACAAGAGGGCCAAAUUCAUGGGAUGUUUUGGAAUAGCUGGUUUAUUUUGUACUCUGUGAGUUCACUCUUUUGAUGCGUGUUAGGUCUAGAAACUGUCCCUUGGAAAGUCCUAUCCUAUGUUAACGGGUAUGAAUCAAAACGAAUGGAACAAUCAAGGCAAAAAUUAGAGCUUAUGUUGAAGAGAUGACAUUAACUAGUCAUAGACGUCGAUAUGUGUUAAAACCGUAAAAACCGUGAAAAUACCAAUGAAUGAAGUUAGAACUAACAUGAGAAAUGUAAACCAAAAGUAUUACAAGUUUAAACUCGUAUAGGAAUUUAAAGUAGAAAAUUUAUUGAUGUUGCAUGAAAACGAAUGCUGAAAUAAAGAAAAAACUUGU
Molecule: messenger RNA, 4466 nt
Organism: Armigeres subalbatus
Lineage: Eukaryota; Metazoa; Arthropoda; Insecta; Diptera; Culicidae
Gene: 5-HT2A
Product: octopamine receptor
Exons: 10
Coding region: 1517-4024 (835 amino acids)
Biological process (GO): G protein-coupled receptor signaling pathway, coupled to cyclic nucleotide second messenger; chemical synaptic transmission; serotonin receptor signaling pathway
Cellular component (GO): dendrite; plasma membrane
Molecular function (GO): G protein-coupled serotonin receptor activity; serotonin binding; neurotransmitter receptor activity
Source: RefSeq, a predicted model, not a curated record